Cercospora beticola is the source of this 1064-nucleotide messenger RNA. RefSeq names its product ETC complex I subunit (gene NUO21). Gene Ontology annotation, biological process: electron transport chain. Lineage: Eukaryota; Fungi; Ascomycota; Dothideomycetes; Mycosphaerellales; Mycosphaerellaceae. The record is from RefSeq and is a predicted model, not a curated record.
CCAAUGCCAUGACCCUCACACACAGCACAGCAACGAACAUACCUACACGUACUCGCCAUGGCUUCGCUCCGUACUGCAGCGAUGCUGCGUGCUGCAGCUGUACGGCCUGCACUGUCGCAGCGCGUCCCAGCCCUGGCGCGCUUCCAAACCACCGAUUCUGUCGCCCCGAACCAGCAGUCUCGAGACAACCGCCCAGAGUCGACCGACGCCGCACCAGCUGCACGAGCUUCGACAUCGAGUGUGACUAUCCGACAAGAAGGAGCGUCUGAGGGCCAACCCCGACACCAGCCUGAUUGGAAUGUGGCUGUCGACUACAGAACAUCCAACUUCUCCCCUGUCCCGCUUCGUGUCAUGGACGGCAGCGAGCCAGGCGUCGAUACACCGGCUGCUGUGCUUUCUGGAGCACCAGUCGAGCUGCAAGCACGCACCGUUCGCAUCUACAAACCCGCUAAGACCGCAACUCAAUCCGGCGACUGGACUGGUCACUCAUGGCGCAUGGACUGGGAUCCUCUCAGCAAAGGUCACCGCUGGGAGAACCCUCUUAUGGGCUGGCAAUCAUCUUCCGAUUUCAUGCAAGGCACACAUUUGAACUUCAACUCCAAGGAAGACGCCAUUCGGUUCGCCAACAAGCAAGGCUACGAGUACUUUGUGCAGGAGCCAAACACGAGGAAGUUCGUGCCCAAGGCUUAUGCCGAUCAGUUCAUCCACAGUCCGAAGAAGUUGAAGCAGGUGCGGACGAAGUAGAGUGCGGAAACCCUGCUUGCGCGUCUGCAGAGGCACCGAAAUGGGUCUAUAUAUAUCCUGUGGUAUUAACGAGAAGUUCACAUGUACCUGUACUGGUUUCACUCACCUAUCCACGAUCCUAUACAAGGGAACCAGGAUACGUUACGAUGCAAAGUGGCUAAACUUUGCGCGCAUUCACGAUUACCAGUGCUGCGUACUUGCACAGUGAUCUGAUGAGAUGGUAGAUGAUCAAACUUUGACAUUCUGCAUACUACAACAACCCAAGUAAGCUAAACAUUACAACAGUUCCGUACCCACAAUUGCGGCCUCUCACAGCACCG